Molecule: messenger RNA, 2787 nt
Organism: Pseudogymnoascus verrucosus
Lineage: Eukaryota; Fungi; Ascomycota; Leotiomycetes; Thelebolales; Thelebolaceae
Exons: 5
Coding region: 1-2787 (928 amino acids)
Biological process (GO): carbohydrate metabolic process
Molecular function (GO): hexosyltransferase activity; UDP-glycosyltransferase activity
Source: RefSeq, a predicted model, not a curated record
AUGUCUCGAAAUGCUGCUUCUCAUGAGCCCCUUCAUCCGCCACGAAAAACGUCGCUAUCUAAUCCUUUAUCUCAGGCCUCCCGCCGCCAAUACAAGGAUCUAAGCAAGCUACUUGUCGGCGAUGGAGAUAUACAAACUGAAGCUGCAGUCAAUGAUGACGGUCGAGUCGAUAUUCGUAUCGAUCACUGUUCAGAAUAUUUAAGAGAUCAUGUGCUUCCUAUCAUACAAUGUCCUAAAGCCCAGACGAAACGCUUUCAGGCCGGGCAACCUACUCUCCCGCCAUCCAUAACGAGGGGGCGUGAUGGUCUUCCUCCACCGCGAAUGAAUAUUGCUAUACACGUCGUGGGCUCGCGCGGCGAUGUUCAGCCGUUUGUCUCACUAGGCCAGGUUCUUCGCGAAAAGUAUGGCCAUCGCGUUCGUCUCGCCACGCAUCCGAACUUUAAGUCUUUUGUCGAAGAAAAUGGGCUCGAGUUCUUCAGCAUUGGGGAGGACCCAGCCGAACUGAUGGCGUUCAUGGUAAAGAAUCCUGGUCUUCUGCCUAACAUAGGAACUCUUAAAAGCGGUGAUAUUGGCCGACGACGUCGGGGCAUGUAUGAAGUUAUGAAGGGGUGUUGGAGGUCUUGCAUCGAAACCGGAAACGGCAUGGAGGACGUCGAUUAUUCUAGAAUUUUCACCGGCCCGAGCGAGCACCUCGACAGGCCUUUCAUUGCAGAUGCCAUUAUUGCAAACCCCCCAAGCUUUGCACACGUUCAUUGCGCCGAAAGGCUCGGCAUACCUCUCCAUCUGAUGUUUACCAUGCCUUGGUCACCCACACAGUCAUUCCCGCAUCCAUUGUCGACCAUCCAUCACUCAAACACAGAACCGAGCAUGGCGAACCUAAUCUCAUAUGCUCUGGUAGAUAUCAUGACUUGGCAAGGACUGGGAGGAGUUGUGAACCGGUUUCGGACAAAAACAUUACACUUGGAACCUGUCAGUCUCAUGUGGGCUCCUGGCAUGAUUUCCCGCUUGAGAAUUCCGUUUACUUAUUGUUGGUCUCCGGCGCUCAUUCCAAAGCCUGAAGACUGGGGCAGCCAUAUCUUUCUGUCAGGAUUCUAUUUCCUGUCUCUAGGAUCGUCAUAUGACCCGGAUACCAAGCUACGUGCUUUCCUAGAGAGUGGCCAUCCCCCAGUAUAUGUUGGGUUUGGAUCCAUAGUUGUGGAUGAACCAGAUGUCAUGACGAAGAUCAUUUUUGAGGCAACUAAGAAAGCUGGUGUCCGGGCACUCGUCUCAAAAGGUUGGGGUGGCCUUGGCACCGAUGAGCUCGAUAUUCCUAACAAUAUCUGCAUGAUCGGAGACGUACCCCACGACUGGCUCUUCAAACAUGUAUCUGCUGUAGUUCACCACGGAGGAGCAGGUACGACCGCGGCUGGGAUACUGGCAGGUUGCCCUACAGUUGUGAUUCCAUUUUUUGGAGAUCAACCAUUCUGGGGAGCCAUGAUUGAGCGUGCUGGUGCGGGGCCAGCCCCAGUGCCAUAUAAGAAACUCACCGCUGAUGCUCUAGCUGCGGGUAUUCUCAAAGCAAUUGAACCUGGCACGGUGGAGAAUGCAAAAAAAUUAAGUGAAGCUCUUCUGAAAGAUCAAGGAGCAAUUACGGGGGCCAAGUCUUUCCAUAAUAUGUUAGACCUGGACAAUCAACGGUGUUUAGUCUGUCCGAAACGAGUAGCAGUUGCAAGGGUCAGGAGAACGAAUAUCAGGCUAAGUGCAUUGGCGACAAUUGUUUUGGGUGAUGAGGGUCUCUUAAAAGCUUCUGAUCUUAAAAUGUACCGUCCAUGCGAAUACAAUACGGGAGCAGAACCCUGGGACCCUGUUACUGGAGGGGCUGCAGCUCUCCUUGGUACUAUCAGUAGUUUGAUGAUUGGAAUGGCAGAUGUUCCUUUUGAGAUCAUUAACAAACUUAAGUCUCGAGUCCAUAAUAGCCACGAAGACAGAGCUUCCCGCUUCCAAUCGACAACUUCCAACCCGGGUGCCGACCUGGGUGUCGCAAAUCAGAGAACGGAGCAGGCUAGUUCUAAAAACACACGCCUGACUGAAACAAGCACUAUACAUGCCACGGAUCCCUACCGAUCGGGAAGCAACAGCAGCCACCAUGAAGAGCGCGAUAAUGAGCAGCAUCUUGUAGAUCCGGAGCCAGUAACACACAACAUCACGAUUUGUUCGAUAGUCAAACCUAGACAUAAGCAUCUCAUGAAUCCAAGGGAUCGUGCUGUUUACAAGGCUGUUGAAAUGGGGGAUCAAGGGAUCUCUAACGUCGCCAUCACAGUAAUGCGGCCACCUAUGGACCUCAUCCUAGCCGUCUCCCGCGGAUGCCAUAACGCGCCAAAGCAGUAUGGUGACGAUACAGUCCGCCAACUGGACGACGUCAACGAUUUUAAAAGUGGAGUAGUGACUGCUGGGAAGCAGUUCGGGCUGGGAUGGUACGAUGGUAUUGCCGGGGUGGUAACGCAACCAUAUCGUGGUGGGGUGGAACAUGGAGCCAAGGGGUUCCUGGCCGGAAUUUUGAAGGGAGCUGGCGGGCUCAUCCUUAAACCCAGCAUUUUUGGACUCGGUGGCUAUACGCUGCAAGGCAUCUACAGAGAAAUCCAAGAGCAUAUGGGAGAGCAAAUGCACAGGUACGCCGUAGCAGCCCGUAUUACCCAAGGACAUGAGGACUGGGAGACAUCAACGCCGGAAGAACGCCGCCAUAUCAUUGAUAACUACAAUAUGAUUAAGAACGACCCAUUGUUAAAGAAAAGAGAACAUCUGUUUUAG